AUGGCUCCAGCAUCACCAGCAAAACAAGGAAGCGACACCCAAUGGCCUCCAAGAUCUCCACACGAAGCUCUUAUUAGCACACCGGGUGGCAGACAACGAUAUCGACAGAUGAUGACAUCUCCCUCACCUUCGCCUUCGAAAAGAGGUCGUAACCUGCCUUCGAUGAACCUUAUGGCCGAGAUUGAAAACGACGAUGAGGACGAAGACGAGGAAACGCUACAGCUGAAGCUCCAAGCGAUCCAGGCGCGGCUCAAGUUAAAGAAGCUGCAAGCCGCCAAGACGAAGAAGACGGACGAGAGUGUUGAGCAUCUACAUACGACUACCUCGGAGCUUGUGAUAUCAACUCAAGUCCCCAGCCGUUCGAGACGUGCAGCAACUCCCACAAGAGACGAACCCGCACUACAACAAAGCCUCGUUCAAGUCCCGGCCUCUCCAGUCAGAAGGACGCAAGAACCCCAAAUGCAAACUUCCCCUAGCAGGGUAUUGCUAGGUAUCGACAAAGGCCUUAAGGCUAGAGACAUUUCUUUGAAACGUGCGCCUAGCUACAGAGACUCGCAGACAACAACUGAUAUUGGUCAUGCUGGCUACUUGCGAAGAUCGAGGACCACGGGAAGCGCCAAUUCUUCCUUCUCGUCAGAAAAUCGCCCUUUGAGUUUCAACGAACGACUGGCAUCCGUGAGGACAGACGAAGCUGCUCGGGCUCAGCGACAAAAGGAGAUUCAAAAGUUAAGAUCGAAUACUUUUGGGAUUAGUCAGGAUGAGAUGGAACUGUACAAGAAGAAAGCUGUCGAAAUUCCAGAUGAGCCACUUCAAACUCCGUCCUUCUCAAGGGAGGAUAUCAUGGGAAAGCCUAAUCCUCCAGGCCGCUUACAACGGAGUUACACCGUGCCCAACGUCCAAGCUCCUAAUAUGGAUAGCCCAGCCUCAACUUCCACAGCAUUGAUCCGGAAAAAGAAGACACCACCUGGCGAAGUGUCUGAAGAACAAGCCGCUGGAUUUGAGCCAUAUUCAAGCUUUCACUUGUCUAAAAGGAUUCUGCCUCAUAGCGUCCUUGCUCGACAUGUGUCAGGCAAGAAAGUAUAUAUGAUCAAGGAUCUACUCAAAGAUGUCAAAGCACCAGAUUUUGCUCUGCCUGAUAUCGAACAGGAUAUCGUGAUAUUUGGCAUAUUGGCAAAGAAGUCAGACCCCCGUGCCCAUAAGCCGACGCAGAAGAAUGGGAAGACAGAAGAUCGAGGGAAAUACAUGGUCAUGACCCUAGUCGAUUUAGAAUGGGAACUGGAUCUUUUCCUUUUCAAUUCUGGCUUCACAAGAUACUGGAAGCUCACUGAGGGGACUGUUAUUGGCAUUCUCAACCCUACUAUUAUGCCGCCCCCUCCAGGUCGACAGGAUACUGGCAAAUUUAGUCUGGUCAUCAAUUCGGAUGAUGACUCGAUUGUUGAAAUUGGCACAUCUCGCGAUCUAGGGGGUUGCCAAUCGGUCAAGAAGGACGGGGAUAUAUGCGCUGUUUGGAUCAACAAGAAGCGGACACUGCAUUGUGAGUUUCACUCCAACGAAGCUAUUCGCAAACAGCGAUCGACAAGAGUGGAGAUCAACGGAAGCAGUUUUGGCGCCAGGAAAAACAAAUCCAAGGAAGUGUUCGGCUGGGGCGCCGAAAAGAAGAAGGACGAGUCGGCUAAGACAUAUGAUUGGGACACGAAAACGCAUUGGUUUGCCUCGCGUACCAUGAGUGCAGCAGACCUGAUUGAUGGAAAGGAUCGAACACCAAAUGACCGUAAGGAGAGAGCAGAGUUCAUGAAAAGAGAUCUCGAGUUGAAGGAAAGAGAGCGCGACAUGAUGAGGAAGCUUGGCCAGGUCGGUAACGCGGCCGGAAGGGAGUAUAUGCGAUAUUCUGGUUCGCGGACCACAAACCUUCCAGCCGCGGGCACGUCUUCGCAGUCAAACUCUGCGAACAUGGCGGAUGAGAUACAUAGGCCAGACGCAAGGUCACUUGGACUGUUGGGAAAGGAUUCCACCAUUCACCUCAGCCCUGUCAAGCGAAAGCGCCCCGACAGCUCUCAAGCUGGGUCGCAAAGCGGUUCGAUGACAAACAACGGACCGUCGGCUUUUGGCUGGGGUAGCGGUCUUACUAACAAGCUCUCCAAGAUGAAGGAUGGGGAGAAGUUGCGCAAGGAUGGACAGCCGCCAGUGCGGAAAAAGACUCGUUUCGUUACAGAUAAGGGUAUUCGGGAAGCUGGGAGGGAAAGCCUUGGAGCCGAACUCCUCGAUCGACAGGUUAUGCUUGACGACGACGACGACGAACUGGUUAUUGUGUAA
Messenger RNA from Fusarium sp. VM40, 2313 nucleotides. Lineage: Eukaryota; Fungi; Ascomycota; Sordariomycetes; Hypocreales; Nectriaceae. The record is from the annotation of a GenBank genome assembly.